AUGCAAAAAAAAAUAUUUGAAGAAAAAAUCGGACAGCGUAAGUAUAACGAGGCCGACGUGACAAUCUGCCCGGGGUACGAAGCACGAUCAAGGAGUAAGUCACGAGUGAGUGCUGAAAAAGUAGAUGAGCAAGAGGUAGGUACGCUUACUCUUAUUCGACAAGACCCAGUAACAGUAGUUGUAAAUUUUAUGGAUCGUGUUAGUGUGAUUGUAGUUGAGUUAAGUACAUUGUGUCGUCUUUUCAGCUUCAUUCAUUGUUCUGUUAUAGUUUGUUGUAAA
Cotesia congregata is the source of this 279-nucleotide messenger RNA. NCBI's taxonomy places the organism in Eukaryota, Metazoa, Arthropoda, Insecta, Hymenoptera, Braconidae. The record is from the annotation of a GenBank genome assembly.